Messenger RNA from Podarcis lilfordi (Lilford's wall lizard), 7399 nucleotides. The record is from the annotation of a GenBank genome assembly. NCBI's taxonomy places the organism in Eukaryota, Metazoa, Chordata, Lepidosauria, Squamata, Lacertidae.
AUGGCGGAGGGGGAGGCCGGGAGCAGAAGCCCCCUUUCCCGGAGCGCCUCGUGCAAGCGCCUCGAGAGGUGGAUCGGGCCCGAGGAGCGGGCCGGAGGAGGCGGCGGCAUCGGCGGCCCCCGGGGGGAGCGGGAGGCGGCGGCGCGCCCGGGCGCCCAGCCGUGCCAGGGUCAGCCUCCAAGCGCCAGGGCGCAGCAGCAGCCGCCGCCGUCGCCAGCACAGCCCAUCGGACGGCGAUCGCCCAGCCGAGCUGCUUCGUUCAGCGUCUCCCGCAGCGUCGCCAAGCUCUCGUCGUCCUCGCCUUCUCCCGGGCCGGAUCCUGCUCCUCCUCCGACGCCGCUGCCGGGCGGCCGAGCCCUGCGGAGCCUGUCGCCGUCGGUGCGCCAACUUUCGCGGCGCUUCUGCGCGCCCCAGAGCGAGCCGGGCGCGGGGAGAGGAGGCUCCUCCACCUGCGCCGGGGCCAGGGAAGACCAGGCGGCUCGGCCCGCCGAUGAGACGCCGGCAGCCGCCGCCGCCGAGCAGCCUCCUCCUCCGCCUCCUCCUCGGGGGAAAGGACUGAGCGAGCCCCCCAAAGGCGGAGACGCGGCGCUCGACUGGCCCAGCGUGACCGAGAUGCGCAAACUUUUCGGAGACGGCUUUCGACGGCAACAGCAGGGAGGCCCCCGAGGCGACCCCGUCGAGGAAGGCGCGGCACCGCGCGCCCCCCAAGACCAAGCCGGGGAUCUGGGGCACCUGCCGGGCAGCAUGGACGGCGCCCCCCGCCUCCUGCCCGAUGGGGCGGCGCCCGGGCGCAGGGAGGAAGAGAGGCCCCGCGUCGCGGAGCAGCGCCGGGAGGCCCCCCCGACGCCUCCCCCGCGCAGCUGCAUCCCCUUUCGGACCCACCGCCUGCCCGCCCCCCGGACCGAGGCGGAGAAGUUGCCGCAGCCGCCGCCGCCACUUCGGGAGAGUUUACAUUCCUGGCAUAGUUGGACGCUGCUGCCAGCUGCCUCCUCGUCUUCCUCUUCUUCCUCCUCGUCCUCUCCAGCCGUCCUUCUCCUGGGCGAAGGUGGAAGCAGCAGCUUCAGGCCAGGGGAGAUUUCCAGCAGCGAGGAGGAGCUGAUGGCCAGGCCCAAGGGGGCCCCCCAGCCGGCUGCCUGCUCCCCCCCUGGCGGCAACGGCUGGCACGGAUCUCCCCACGAGAGGUCCUCGGGGAGCGAGGAGGAGAACCGCCUGGCCGCCCCCAGGAAGCGCUCCCUCCGGAAGAAAAAGAGGGACCCCUUGCCUCAAGAACAGGCCUCAGACAGCGAUGGGCUGGUGGCGGGGAUGGAGUGGUACCUCAAGGCCCAGGAGGACCUGGCGCAGACUCUCUCCCUGCCCUCUGACGAAAGGACUAGGCUGUCUCCCGAGGUCAAGGCCUCAGCCACCGCCAGCUUGCUGGGCGAGGCCAAAGCUGCAGGCGAGGGCCCCAUCUUGGGCCGAGGCCCGCUGGAAGGCGGCGGCAGCAGCAGCAGCAGCUCCUUGCUUGGCACCCACGGGCCCCUAUCCUCGGCGCCCACUCUCCCGCUCGUCUCCCGAGUCUCCAAAGUGAACAUACCCCCUUUCUCCCCGAGCCCCUGUGGGUCGCGAAGCAGCAGCAGGUAUUCCAGCACCGAGACGCUGAAAGAGGAGGACCAGUUUGGGGCCUCCUGGCCUGGCCAUGGCAGGGGCUCGCAAGGGGGUCCGGGCCUGUUCCGCUCCCCGAGCUUCAACCAAAGCGACAGCCUGGCUCGGCUGCAGGCUCAGGUCCGCGCCCGCCCCAAGUUCCCCUUGGGGAUCGUCCGAGCCAAGCAGGACUUCCCUCCGUACGAGAACCUGCGUGGCGUCGGCCUGGAGGCAGCAGAGAAGUCCAGGAACAGGAAGUCCAUGUCGAACCCGGAUAUUGCGACCGAGACGCUGGCGCUGCUCAGCUUCCUGAAGUCGGACCUCUCGGAUCUGAAGGCCAGCAGGAAGGACGGCAGAGCCAGCCAACUCGAGGAGGAGGAGGAAGAGGCCUUUGGUGGCGGCAGGUGCAGAAGUUACCAGUAUGGCCUGGCUGGACAGCAGCUGGUAGGUAGAACCCAAAGCGAGGCUCAGCCACCAAACCGGUGGGCACCGGGCGGCAGCCGGCCGACUCUGAAAGACCUCACAGCGACCCUGAGGCGGGCCAAGUCUUUCACCUAUUCGGACAAACCCGUUCCCCGCAGGCUCUUCCACCAGAGCGCGAUGAAGCAGAGCUCCUCCGAGCUCCUCCUCACCAACGCCGGCGACCAAGAUGCUGUUUGCGGCCGUGAAAUUGGCCAGGGCGGCGAGGGCGGCGAGUUGCCCGUUGUCAUCCAAGACCAGUACAUCCAAGAAGCCAGGCAGGUCUUCGAGAAGAUAAGCAAGAUCGGCUCCCAGCACGAUUACAACUUCGGUCUGGACCAAAAGGACGUCAGAAGCGUGGAAGGCGAAGGAGAGGAUGUGGAAACGUGGAAGGAGGGAGCUGUGGAAGAAGGCCGCGGGCAGGGAUUGCAGAAGGUGGACUCCGAAGGGACCCUGUCUGGCGGGAAGUCUUUAGAGGAACUCUCGGGUCCUGAAUCCAGCAUGACAGACGAAGGCAUCGUAACCGAGCCCGAAACAGGCCCUGCCUACAGUUACCUUAACCCGUCGGUUGCGGCCUGGAAGCACCAAAGAGGAAGUGAAGGCAGCCUGUCCGCGGUGAGCUUUCCAAACCACACAGCCAAAGUGAACAGCGAGAAGUUGGGCACCGCCGAAGAGGCCCUUCCCAACGCCAAGACAGCGCUGGAGGCGCCUUCUACGCCCAGUGCUCUCCGCCGGCGUAGGAAGUUCCCUUCGGUGGGGAAUGGCACCUCCGAGUCCAGCAGCGGGAGCAACGGUGAGUCCAACGGCGAGGCCUACCGGUCUUUAAGCGACCCCAUGCCGCACAGGAGGUCCUCCCUCACGGACGACGCAAAUAACUUCUCCGUGGACAGUAACCUCCUGGGGUCGCUGAGCUCCAAGCCGGGGAUGCCAGAGGCCUCUGCCGUCGCUCUCUCCGAGUGCGCUGCCAGCGCCGCCAGCGACCUGUCGGUCUGCAGCGAAGGCGUCAAAGACUACAGCACCGUGAUCCAAAACAUCGUCAGCCAGCCCGGCGCCCUGGACAAAGUGAUUGACGAGAAGGGAAACGGGAAGACCAUCAAGAAGAAGUCGUUCAGCGACCCCAGCCGCCGCGGAGAGCUGUCCGGCGCCGGCUUUGACGGCCCCGGGGAGCCCAUCAGCGAGAUGGACCAGAGCAUCCCUCCCUCCAGCAGCGAGCCCAUCCUGUCGGACCAGGUGAGGGAGGCCGACGGGGCGAAACUGUACUCCCAGUCCGAGCACAUCUUGCCGGCGGCUCCAGAGGGUGACACGGCUGACGUGGCUCCGAGCUACGGCUUCAACCCGAAGCUGGCCGAGGUGUUGUCGCCCAGGAUUGUCCGCCGAAGCUCAAAGAAGCGCAGCAACAGGGCCAGCUCGCAGGAGGGCAGGGCGGAAGACCCCGAUCUGCCCCCCGCCGUCGCCCCUUCCGCUCUGGGGAGAGCCAGGCCGCCCUCCAAGCACACCCGCCACGCCAGCGAGCCUGCCACCUUCAUCCCCAUCGCAGGCGCCAACACCCCCCCUCCGUUGAGCCAGAACGUCCACGGGGCCACGCCAGACCUCCCUCGUCUGCUCGCGAAACCCUACCCAGUCCUCCAAACCCCUUCGCUGGAAGAUGUCACUAAACACUACAUCUUGGCCCUCAGUGAGCUGCCCUCCGCCGGCUCGGUGGAUACGCCCAGAUCUUCGCCCGCCACGCCGACCACGUCUGAGCCCAAACUGCCCAGGUGCCCGAAGCAUCAUGAGGAGCCGGGCGCCGGGCUGGCCAGGAGCAAGCCACAAGUGGUGAGUUGUAAGAUAUUUUAAUUUGGUAGGGGCUAAGAGCUUUUGUCUUCGGUUUGGAGGGAGGAUUCCACCUUUACAGAUGGAGUUGCAAGAUCUGGGCUUGAGUGGCGUGGGGUUGGGAGUCCCCACCUGCUUUUGAGCGUGGCUGAGCUUUGGUGCAGCUGUAAAUGCAACGUGCUGUGCUGGAAACUGGCGUCCUGGUAGAGAUGAUUGGCACCACGGAAUUGGUUGUCAGUGGAACGUUUUGGGAAAGGAUCCCAGCCUCCUUGCAAAAGUUGCAUGGAGAUGGUUGGUUCUGGAGAGGAAACUGUUGUGUGGAAAUACCAUGUGCAUCUGUGAUCUGGCGGGUCUGUGCUGCUGUCCAGAUGUUACUUCAUUUUUCAUUUCGCUUUUAAUUUGUACUCACGCCCCUUGUAGUGAUCUGAUCCUGUACAAAAAGUCGUAAUGAAACAUAACUUUAGAAUGAAAGGCUUAACAUCAAGUGGCGUUCAACCAUCUGUUUGAAUAUAACAGCACACAAUAAAAUUCACAAAACGCCAGCAAAUAAUAACAGAAAUCCACUCUUAACCAUUGCAAUGAUUACCAAACUAUGAUAAAUAAAAAAAUAACACCAAGUCACAGUGCAUAAAAUGCCACGGUACGUAAAAAGCCGUGUAAAAUAAGGUUGCCAGAUUUUUUUCAAUGAACCUGGGGACACUUUUCAACUUCCUACUAAACAGAUGGAUUUUGUCAGGGGGCUGAUUUGUAAAUCUGGGGACUGUCCCCGGGAAACGGGAACAUCUGGUAACCUUAGUGUAAAAGGAUCAAAUUGAGAAACAAAGACUUAUAAAAUAAUUCCUAAUGCUCAUGCUCAAGUUGACCCGAGACGGCUGCACCAAUAUCAGUGUUUUAUGGUGUAAGGCUGCAGCCCACUGUCUCCCCCAAAAUUCCUGGUUGAGGAGUAAACAAUUUAUUCCUCUGUGUUCGGUUGACAUGCUUAGGGCUUGUGGUGGCGAAGAUCUUGAGAGGUUUGAUGUCGGGAUAAGAGGUUCCUAGAGGAAGCACAGGCCCAGCUCUAUCCAAAGAGCUUAGCUUUCCUUCUGGGAAACCCAGUUCCUAGUGAAGCGUUGGAACUGUGCACCCAGUAGGACAGCCUUGCGAUACUUGCUGACUUGUGGUGUCUGUGUGCCCAGGACACUUUGCUCUGGCUUGCGCACAUGCUCACAGGUCCAGAGAACUGUUCUCUUCCUUGCCUUAUAUCAUUCCUGCCUUUGUGGAAGAGGCAUCGCUCCAUGGUACGACAUCUGCCUUUCAUGCAGGAGGUUGCGGGUUCAAUUUCCCAGGGAAGGACUGGGAAUCAAUGUUAGAAAUUCAGAUACAGUGGUAGCUCGGGUUACAGACGCUUCAGGUUACAAACGCUUCAGGUUACAGACUCCGCUAACCCAGAAAUCAUACCUCGGGUUAAGAACUUUGCUUCAGGAUGAGAACAGAAAUCGUGCUCCGGCAGCGCAGCGGCAGCAGGAGGCCCCAUUAGCUAAAGUGGUGCUUCAGGUUAAGAACAGUUUCAGGUUAAGAACGGAUCUCCAGAACGAAUUAAGUUCUUAACCCGAGGUCUGCGCAUGUGCGGGUCGUGAUUUGGCGCUUUUGCGCAUGCGCAAAGCGUGAUUUAGCAUUUCUGCGUAUGCACAAGCGCCGAAACCCAGAAGUAACCCAUUCCAGUACUUCCGGGUUCGGCGUGGUGUGCAACCUGAAAUCGCACAACCCGAAGCAUCUGUAACCCGAGGUAUGACUGUAUAUAAGUGAAUCGCCACAUGGUGCCUUAAACCUAGGUUAAGGUCAUCACAGUGUUCUGGCGACAUUUACCCCCCUGCAGUGGGAUGUUGUUGUUGUUGUUGUUGUUAAUUUCAUUUCCAUACCACUUUAUAUUUUAAAGGAAAAAAAUCAGAAGUGGUUUGCAACACGUCAGAACAGCAACUAAAACAAUCCAGGAUAAAACAAAUGCAAAUUUCUUGGGAAAUAUUUCAGAUCCUUCUCUUAGUGAUGUUGGGCUUGCCCCAUGUUUAUUUACUGACUUAAUUUAUAGAGCUGCCCCCAACAGAAGGACUCUAGGGAGCCAGGAUUGUGUAGUGGUUAGAGUGUUGGACUAGGACCUGGGAGGUCCGGGUUCGAAUCCUCACUCAAGUCAUGAAGCACACUGGGUGACCUUGGAGUCAGUCUCAGCCUCCUAACCUACAUUGCAGGGUCGUCAUAGGGAUUAACUGAGGGGUGGGGGUGAACCAUGUACUCCAUGGAGAAAAAGGUUAGAUAUACAGUGGUACCUCGGGUUACAUACGCUUCAGGUUACAGACUCCGCUAACCCAGAAAUAUUACCUCAGGUUAAGAACUUUGCUUCAGGAUGAGAACAGAAAUCAUGCUCUGGCGGCGCAGCGGGAGGCCCCAUUAGCUAAAGUGGUGCUUCAGGUUAAGGACCUCCGGAACGAAUUAAGUACUUAACCUGAGGUACCACUGUAAAGGCAGUAUGUAAGCUCUUCUGCUGACCUGCUUAAGAAAGGGGGGGGGGCAGCCAGGUGGAGAUGUCAGUCGGCCAACCUGCUGCCCAGAGAUCUCCAUGUGGUCGCAGUGGAUCCAUGGCAGUCGCCAAAUGCUCCUGCCCCCUGGGGGAUUUCGAACACAGGCCUGAAACCCUGGAGAGCCGCUGCUGGCCAGUGCAGACAAAACUGAUUUAGAUGGACAAAGCAUCUUACUCAGUAAGGUCCACAAAUGACAACAUUUUGGAGGUCCCAAGUCUAAAGGUGGUUAGGUUGGUCUCAAGUAGGGCCAGGGCCUUUUCAGCACUGGCCCCGACUUGGUGGAACGCUCUGUCAUGAGAGACCAGGGCCCUGUGGGACUUGACAUCUUUCCUCAGGGCCUGCAAGACGGAGCUGUUCCGCCUGGCCUUUGCUUUGGACUCAGUCUGACUCUUAUGUUCCCCUCCCCUUCUGGUCUUGAUCUAUUGGCUACUUUUAAAACGAGGCUGCAUUUUAAAUUGCAUUUUAACCUGUAUUUUAAAUUGGUCCCCCCCCAUUAUGUUUUUACUGUAAUUAUUAUUAUUACAAGACAGCCUGUAGCUGAAUCUGGGUAGGGAAACGGUGUGGUUUGAACGCUCUUCUGCACAAAAGAACAAAAGGUUGCAGGUUCGAUACCCGUGUGGGGCAGCUAGCUGCAUAUUCCUGGAUAUUCCUGGAUGAUGCUCAGAGUCCCUUCCAGCCCCGCAGUUCUUUGAUUUUGUGAUCUCCUUGCGCUUAGAGUUCCAGGCUGGCUUUUUCCUCCGACGUGCUGGUUUUCUCCCGCAAUUGCGGGGGGAGACGCAUUCAUUCAGCCACGGAGUUUCUCCCACCUCCAGCCCAGUCGCAGGACGGUUUUGCCAGCUUGGCUGGGCUCUCUGCGCAUCAGCCAGGAAGGCCCAGGAGUUUGCUUGCGCCCAAAGAGAAGGGAGCCACGUGGUGCUGGACUCGGUGCUAUCAUGUGUGAACGCUGCCAGCAAUAG